AUGCGAAAUUCGAUUAAUAAUAUAACUUUAGCUGGAUUCGCCCCUACAACUGCAACAUGGUACGGUCCACCCAAUGGACAUGGAACUGAUACUGGAGCUUGUGGAUUUGGAAAUGUAGGCAAUCCUCCAUACAACUCCUUAAUAGCUGCAGGAAAUCAAGCUUUAUACCAACAUGGCAAAGGCUGUGGACAAUGUUACGAGAUAAAAUGCAACUCAAAUCCUCAGUGUUCAGGAAAUCCAAUAAAAAUUCAUAUUACAGAUGAAUGUCCCGGUGAUUGCAACAGUGUGCCGGUUUGGUUUGACUUGGGUGGAAUCGCUUUUGGUGCGUUGGCAAAGCCGGGCCAAGCUGAUGCAUUGCGUAAUGCUGGAAAGAUUAAAAUUUCAUACCAAAAGUAA
This is a messenger RNA of Ipomoea nil (Japanese morning glory), 396 nucleotides long. Its product is annotated as putative expansin-B14. The record is from RefSeq and is a predicted model, not a curated record. Gene Ontology annotation, biological process: sexual reproduction. Gene Ontology annotation, cellular component: extracellular region. NCBI's taxonomy places the organism in Eukaryota, Viridiplantae, Streptophyta, Magnoliopsida, Solanales, Convolvulaceae. The transcript has 4 exons. The coding region runs from base 1 to 396 and encodes 131 amino acids.